This is a messenger RNA of Octopus sinensis (East Asian common octopus), 5418 nucleotides long. Its product is annotated as kinase D-interacting substrate of 220 kDa. Gene Ontology annotation, molecular function: protein binding. The record is from RefSeq and is a predicted model, not a curated record. The transcript has 23 exons. Lineage: Eukaryota; Metazoa; Mollusca; Cephalopoda; Octopoda; Octopodidae. The coding region runs from base 636 to 5207 and encodes 1523 amino acids.
GACAAGCACCUGGCACAUACAAUCUAAUACACAUCAUUAAGUAUUUAUAUAUUUCUAACCCUCUUUUGAUAUAAACUACACCGAUUUUUGUACAGGGUAUCGUUCUCAGGGAUUCGUCUGACGAGAAUAGAAGAAAUAUAAGACGAAGGUGACAUAUAUAUUCAUAUGACCGGUGGACGAUAAGACUAAUGAAGACAUAUUUAUUUAUGACACCGGAAGAAUAAUAUUGCGUUUUGCAUGUGAAAGUUCUCUAAUUUUUUACCAACAUGUAAACAACACACAAACACACUUCUGUGUGUUUUAAUUUGAUAUUAUUUAGAGUAAAUCGCCUCAUUAUGACAUUCUCUGUCUCUGUUUCCACCUCUACGUGAGAUAUAUUCCGUACGGUUUCUAUGAUUUUCAUUUAUAACGGACACAACUAGUAAUUAUAUGAAAUCUUUUGUCAAGAGGCCAAUUGGUGGCAAUUUCAAUGUCUUGCUUUAACUUCUCCUCUCUAUAAUCAAACUGGAAAACUAGAUCGGACCACCAGAGUCACAUGGGAGGUGAAGAAGACAAUAUGGCUAAGUUGAGUUGUACCAAUGUUUCAAUAUUUCUGCUGAAUUUUCUUCAAUAAGUGAGUAUAGAAUAAAGAAAAGAUGGCAGUGACAACUUUCAAAGGUGACAUGUUGCGGGAAGCAAUCCAUAAGGGUGACCUCAACAGUGUCAAACAUUUGUUGGACAUUGGAAACAUCAAUUUACAAGAAAGAGAUGUGGAUGGUCACACCUUCUUAAUGUUGGCUGCAGAAAAAGGGGACUUGAGAAUUGUCCAUGAACUUUUGGAUGCUGAUAUGGAUGUCAAUGAUGUUGAUAAUGACAACUGGACAGUUCUUAUGUAUGCAGCUAAAGAAGGACAUCAAGAAAUUGUGAUAGAACUCUUGGAGAAACAUGCCGUUGUUGACCACAGAGAUUUGUGUGGUUGGACUGCUCUGAUGUGGGCCUGCUAUCUUGGUCAUCAUAAUAUAGUGAAAGAACUUCUACAGAAAAAUGCCAGUUGUAAUAUUAAAGCUGAGUAUAAUAUGACGUGCCUUGCAUGGAGUUCUGGGAGAGGCUACUCAGAGAUCGUCUCUGAUUUAUUACACCAUGGUGCUAAAGUUAAUGCCACAGACAAGUAUGGAACAACACCAUUGGUGUGGGGAGCUCGUAAAGGUUAUCUGAACAUUGUUGAAAAAUUAUUGGACCAUGGAGCUGAUGUGGAUAUCUCAGGAAUGAAUUCAUGGACAGCCUUACUUGUUGCUACUCGUGGUGGUUACACAGAAAUUGUGCACAAAUUAAUUGAGAGAGACCCCCAUGUUAAUGCAGUUGAUAAAGAUGGUUUCACAGCCCUUGCUAUCAGUGCCAAAGAAGGUUACACUGAAAUCUCGCAGGCUCUUCUAGCCAAAGGAGCUUAUGUUAACAUCGUUGAUAAAGCGAGUGAUACAAUAUUGAUUCAUGCUGUGAAAGGAGGUCACGUUGAUAUCGUCAAGGCCUUGCUUGGUAAACAUGCUGAUGUAGAUAUUGCUGGUUCGGAAGGUAAAACUGCACUCUACUGGGGCAUCGAUAAGGGCUACAAUGAUAUUGUCAAACAACUUCUGGCUAUGGACCCUGACCUGGAGAUCUGUAACAAGGAUGGUGACACUCCGUUACUGAAAGCUGUCCGACAUCGAAAUGAAGGAUGUGUGUAUAUGUUGCUGGAAAAAGGAGCCAAAGUAUCAGCUGUCGACAAGAAAGGGGACACCGCCCUUCAUAUUGCUCUGCGGGCACGGAGCAAAAGAAUUACCGAGAUGCUAUUACGGAACCCCAAAAACAGCCAGCUGUUAUACAAGGGCAACAAAGUAGGGGAGACACCUUAUAGUAUUGAUGCCUAUUACCAUAAAGGAAUACUAACACAGAUCUUUGGCCACAGAAACCUGAAUGCUAACGAUGCUGAAAACCUUCUUGGUUAUGAAAUCUACAGUAGUGCCUUGGCAGACGUAUUGAGUGAACCGUCAUUAAGUAUGCCGAUAACAGUUGGACUCUAUGCAAAGUGGGGCAGUGGGAAAUCUUUUUUAAUCAACAAAUUACAAAAGGAGAUGAAAUCUUUUACACAACAGAAUCAGAAAAUCAACUUCCAUUUCACAAAAACUUUGAUAUUCUUCCUCUUCUUCUUAAACUUUAUCAUCGGGUUUGGCCUCAGUUUAGCUUUCAACUGGAUUGUUGGGAUCAGUGUUGGAUUUGGAUUGUUAUUCUUACAGGCUAUCGUUUUUGCUGUAAUCAAAUAUUUUACUCACCGUUACUCCAACCAGUUCACUUUACGCAUAUCAUACAGUUUCCAACGACAGAUGAAAAGUUUGAAAAUGUUGCUGUACUUGUUGUUUUGGAACCCUCGCAAGCUGAGCUCCAAUGAAGUACCUCACGUCAGAUUUCUCUUCUCUGACUGUACUCGUUUGACAAGUGUUGGAGGUGAGAAGUCCCUAGCUGCCAUGAUUGGGACUCUUUGUGACGAGGCAGAGCGAUCUUAUGGUGUCGUAGUAGCUCGACUAUUCCGUAUAGUCAAGACACAGUCUUACAAAAAAGGCAAAGGUAAAUUUAAAACUGCCUGCUGCAUCCCUUACUUUGUGAUAGCGAUGUUGGUGUUUGUCUGUUUCUGUAUCUCUUUGUAUCUUAUCGUGAAGAACGGCACCAAGAACACGUCGAUAAAUGCAGCAACAAUCACUCUGUUCAGUAUAGUCGUCUUGUCUUUCAUUAUGAACAUCCGUACGUGGGGACGCGCUUUGCUAUCGCUGACUGUAUCACAGAAGAAACGGGUCAUUCGAGCUGCCGACCAACUCGAUCUGCUGAAGAUGGACGGGUUCAUGCAGAAAUUGAAGCACGAAGUUGAUCUCAUGAGUAAAAUGGUCCUCUGCUUAGAUUCAUUCACUGGAACUCAAACCAGACUUGUAGUUAUCGUCGACGGCCUCGACAGCUGUGAGCAGGGCAAAGUACUGAGUGUGCUGGACACAGUCAAGACUUUGUUCUCCGACGACAACUCUCCAUUUAUCACCAUUCUAGCUGUCGAUCCUCAUAUCAUCAUCAAAGGAAUCGAGCAGAAUCUUCGAGUGUCUGUUCUGGACUCCAAUGUUCAUGGUUACGACUACCUUAGAAACAUUGUACAUUUACCAUUCUUCCUACAGAGUCAGGGAUUACGGAUCCAGAAAAGGGACUCACUACUUUUCAGCUCAUUCAGUACGGCUGAUUACGCAGAUUCUCCAGGAAAACUUAAGCAUCAGGAACCAGCAGAAUCAAAACUGAAGAAGCUCAAACAAUGGCGUACAGCCAGUCUCCAACUGUCCAACACAACCACCUCAACUUUUGAUCUUUCACACACUUUGGUUAAAAAUGAUUACUUCAGUGAUAUCAACCCUCGAAGCAUGCGACGCUUAUUAAACAUCGUUGCAGUUACAGGACGUCUUCUCCGAGCAUAUGGUAUAGAAUUUAGUUGGUACCGCCUUGCCGCAUGGAUCAAUUUGGUGGAACAGUGGCCUUAUCAUGCCUCAUGGGUAAUUCUAGAGUUUGAAGAUACAGAAAACAUGGACGACUCAACAACAUUGAUUUCUAUUUACAAAAAAGUUGCAAACAAAAUUCCAACAUCCCGUGACAUUGAUCCUCUACUUGAAAUUGACAAAGAUGUCCGGAAACUGGAGGUUUUUCUUGCUAAUUCCAAUCGAAACCAACCAAUUUUGAAUGUUGGGGAUCUGAAGAAAUUCUUGCCAUGUACCAUUAAUUUAGACCCUUACUUAAGAAAACUUAUUCGAGAAACUAAAAAAAAUAUGGAUCUUCAACGAUCUGAAUAUUCUUAUAAUUCCAUUUAUCCUGUAAUACCUUCCGGCCCUUCACCAGCACCGUCAUUAAUUGGUCCUCGGGGAGAUGGAGACCUUGGUCUGCGAGGUUUAUAUCCUACUGUCUUACCUUCCUCAGCAUCAAAUCGUUUCAUGGCGCCAUGUAAUCAACCUAUUCCAAUGCCUCAUCCUACCAUGUUUACAACCUCAUCUGGUUCAUAUCUAAUAUCACAGCCAGCAGCCCCGCACCAGAUACCACGUCCACAUCAAUUGACGAUUCCACCAAUAUUGCCAAAGUCACAGAAGAGGAUCAGCAGUUACAGUGUGCAGGAUGUUUGCAACCUUCUCUCCAAAAUUCAAGGUAUUAAAGAAGAAAACCUCAUCACUUACUCCAAAUUGGUAGAAACUAACAACAUUAGUGGCCUUGUGCUUCUCUGCUGUGAUUUCGAUGAACUAAAAUGUGUCAUGUGUAUGCGAUUCGGAGACUGGCAGUUGUUUCGAGCUAUGGUUCAGGAAUUACGAGAUCAGGAAGUUGCUCAACUUUUGAGCCCUAAUUAUCGAUCAAACGCUGCAGAAACUCCUUCUUCAAGCCGGAACAAUCAUUUUUCACAAAUGAAAUCCAAACCCAGUGACCCUCAUUUGUCACGUAACCAAGAUUCAGAUUCCAUCUUAGAAUGUCCGUUAGAAGAGCAAUACGAGCAGGAAACUUCGAGCAGUCUCCUGUCUCCGAUCCAACCGAAACGUUUAAAUAGUAUUUACGCCCAGAUGGACAUGGAAUGUGGUAUGUUAAGGGAAGUAAUUGAAGAUUUUACAGAGACUGUAAUGGAUGAUAGCAAAAAUGAAAUGGAUGUUUCAUCUGAGGUGUCCAUCCAUACACAAGAUUCAAAGUAUCCGUUGGCACACUGUGCUCUUGAUAUCGAUACAGAAUUGGAUGACUUGAAGACAGACUCUCUGGCUGUGACAAGCAGUUUCUACUUAGAAGAUACUGAUGAAUCCCUUGAUCAAACGGACUCAGCUCCUCUCUUACAACAAGCCUCAAGUGACGACAUUUUUGCUUCCGUCACAUUGAUCCCCGCUAGUCGUUCCCUUGGACAGUUAAACACCCAUACUUUUGGUGAAUCUGGUUUGAAAUUACCCCAUUCUAAAGAAGUACCAUCCGAUCUUGUGUGUAACCGUCCUGUGGUGAUGAAGAUAGCUGAGUAUACAGACUCUACAGAUCCUAAUGCUGUCCCUACAAUGAUAUCCAUGCAAGACUUGCAACCACAGUCCACUUCUGACCAAUCUAGUUUUAUCCAAUUUGUCCAAGAUUCUAAAUCAAGAUCUGUACAAAACACAAACGCAAAAAGACGAUCCGGUUCGGGUGUAAUUGAUAUUGAAGAUCACGAAAUGCUAUAGAUGUAUCUGGUGAUAUCACACAGUUCAAAUAAUAUUCGCAGUAUUUUAUAAUUCCUGUGGAAAUCUUUAACUGGAGAUUGUUGCUAAAGCAACAACAAUUAGGAAAAGAACUAUCAGAAGUUAAUUAUUUUCAACUUCUAAUUAAAAUUGGGAAAGGGUAAUGUAAAACAUUGGAAAUAUAAAUAAAUGAUUCCAAUUGAAUUUAACUACA